Penicilliopsis zonata CBS 506.65 is the source of this 980-nucleotide messenger RNA. RefSeq lists its product as hypothetical. The coding region runs from base 21 to 650 and encodes 209 amino acids. The record is from RefSeq and is a predicted model, not a curated record. Lineage: Eukaryota; Fungi; Ascomycota; Eurotiomycetes; Eurotiales; Aspergillaceae. The transcript has 2 exons.
CACCGGGAAACAGCUAUACAAUGCCUUGGUUGCCCUUGGACCCGGAGGAAGAUAUGAAUUCUGAUGCGCAGGAGAAUUCUGAACCGCCAAGCAAGCCGGUGGAAACGCCUACCGCUAUGCAAGUGCGAAACCGUCGCAAGCGUUAUUUAGACGCGCACCCGGAAUACUUCUCUGCUGAACUCGAGCUAGCCGACCCUCUCCUGUACGACCGUUUGAUCCGUCGGUUCCAGACAACAGAAGAACGAGAGGCGGAGGGGCGAGCGAAGGGGUUUUCAGGUGUUCUGCAGACAGACAUCAUGCGAUCAGAGGCUAAGCUGGACGCUCUCGCGCAUCCAGACCCUCACUCAAUACUCAGCUACACCCGUGGUCCGAACGGGGAGAUUCUAGCCGAGGACCGAGACGAGAUUCCCCUCGACAAGGAAGAAGGAGAGAAGCUUUGGCGACAGAAUAUGGAGCUACGGUUUUUGAGGGGUGAAGACCGAGACUUCGAUUAUACAACCGUGGACGAGAAUGAGGAAUACGAUGAUUGGAAUGAAGAGCAAGAGCGAUAUUUCGAUGAUGAAGAGCCGGAAUGGGUUAUCGAAAAUACAGAAGGGGACGAUAAUGUCCAGUCGCAUCUUCAGGGCGAGACGGGUGUUCAAGAUUUCUGAGAAGCGUUUCUUUUUUUUCUCGCUCUUGUUUAGAAGGGGUCAGAAAACAACGGACAAGAACUUCUUCAGAUGUCCACCAUGGAGCUUGCGCUGGCGCUUGUCCCUGCCGAAGAUAGGUCUCUCUUCGACCGUCAGAUGCUUGGCCUCAUUCGAGAACAUUCCCACCGCCGUCUGUGCUAGCUGAAGCUAGGGUUUAGUCAAGAUUGCUGGCACUGCAAUGUCCCAUCGGGGCUUUUAGCCUGAUGGUUGCCAUCUACCACGACUAUACAUCCCUACCACGAACACUUCUUUUCGCCAGGAAACGAGCGCCCGAGUUGUACCGUAUAUGGA